GUUUGGCCUUGGUCCUUGAUGUCUGAGGUGUGAGGCAGAUGAAAGGCUGACAGGUGUGAAGCUCUAUGACAGCUCAGGGGUUACCUGUAUAUAAGGCCAGGGAACUCACAGGUCAUCAUUUCAGUUUUCAAGAGCUUCUGAACAGGAAUCAUCUCUCCAGCUCCAAGAGAACAAGAUGCUCCAGAUGGCCCUGCUCAGCAUAGUCCUGUCCAGCAUGAUCUUCUCCCUGGUCCAGGGAAUUCCCACUCCAGUUCUGACAGGAUCUAAAGUGGCACUGAGACCUUCUACCAGCAUAUAUGGGAGCAGGCAUUCUCAGGGCAUGAAGUAUCCUCUCUACAUGAUGGAACUCUACCAGACUCUCAUCAUGGGGAAUGCUACAGACCUCUCAGUUCUGGAACACCCUGCCCUUCAGGAAUCUGAUGCCGUCCUAAGUCUCAUCUCAAAAAGUUGCGUUGAAGAGGAUAAUCACUGGGCGUUAUCUUUUGACAUGUCUUCUAUCUCCAGCAGCAAUGAACUGAAGUUGGCUGAGUUGAGAAUUCACAUCCCUUCUUUUGAGAAGUCUCACAAUGUGACGAUUGAGAUCUACCACACCAAAGACCAUCAUGAGAACUUCUUCCUGGGCUCCUUCCAAUACGAUCCAUCUGUUGCACAAGGUUCCUCCUGGAAGGUUUUCAAUAUCUCCAGAAUGAUGCAGAACUAUCUCUUGCACAGGGACCAUUCCGAGAGUGAAGGUUAUCUCCGGUCUAAGGAUAUGUCUGAGACUGCAGGAAGGAGUAGCUGUUCAAACGUUGUUGCAGAGCGAGUCAUGCUGGUGGUUUUCGCCAAAGACAAACCGUCUGCCAAUCUGACCAGCUCUCACCAGAGCCUCAUUAAAACAGUGGAGUCAUCUAAGUAUGUCAAGAUCGAGGAAGGAACCAGUUCCACCAUUGCUAGAAGACACAGGAGGAACAGAAAUGUACAGCACAGCAUCAUGAGGAACAAAUUUUUCUCCAGGCCAAAGGAUAAUGGAAAGUCCCUAUGCAGGAGGGUGGACAUGGUUGUUGACUUUGACAAGAUCGGAUGGGGUCAGCAUAUCAUCUAUCCCAAGAGGUUCAACGCAUUUCGUUGUGAGGGGUCCUGUCCAGUUCCACUCAAUGAAAGCUUCAAGCCAACAAAUCAUGCUUAUAUUAAGAGUUUGGUCAAGCUGUACGAUUCUGACAGAGUUGAAUGCAAUUCCUGUGUCCCAGUGAAGAUGAGCUCACUGUCCAUGCUCAUGUACGAGGAUAAUGAGGUUGUUCUAAAGCACCAUGAAGAUAUGAUUGUUGAAGAAUGUGGAUGCAACUGAGGUUCCUGGCAUAUAUAUAACAGUGAUAUAUAGCAACAGCCUGAUGGAUGGCGAUAAAGAAACGACCAGACAACUGAGCUUCCCAAAUGGAAGCCUAACGAACAACAAGCGGCCAAUGACAAUUUAUUGAACAAAGGUCUGGUGAAAAAGACUGAAAUAUUUUGAAGCGUUUGGACUGUAACCCAUAAGGAGAUUCAUUUGUCAAUUUCCUAUGAAUUAUAAAAGGUGUGGCCUUCAGAAAAAGCGAGAGAGAAGUCAUUCGUGGCUUGGGAUAUGGACAAGACAAUCAAGGCUAUCGGAUAAACUACAUUACUAGCACUUUGUGCAGUUACCAUUGAUCGUUAAUAACUACAUGGAAUCUGUAUUUUUAUAUUGUGAUGUAGAGUGUUUUUAAUCCUCUGUAAUAAUAUAUUUAAAUGAAAUUGUUAUAACCUGUGGCAACUUGAAAUAAAUGUUCAAAACUCAAA
Xenopus tropicalis (tropical clawed frog) is the source of this 1791-nucleotide messenger RNA. RefSeq names its product nodal homolog 6 (gene nodal6). The transcript is spliced from 3 exons. The record is from RefSeq and is a predicted model, not a curated record. The coding region runs from base 176 to 1324 and encodes 382 amino acids. Gene Ontology annotation, molecular function: growth factor activity. Lineage: Eukaryota; Metazoa; Chordata; Amphibia; Anura; Pipidae. Gene Ontology annotation, cellular component: extracellular region.